Owenia fusiformis is the source of this 405-nucleotide messenger RNA. The record is from the annotation of a GenBank genome assembly. NCBI's taxonomy places the organism in Eukaryota, Metazoa, Annelida, Polychaeta, Sabellida, Oweniidae.
UGGUGGUAUUCUUGGCUGGGGAGACAGCAACAUCCCAGUAUGAUAAGCCAGCAUCUGGGGAGGUCAAUCUUGAGAAGAGGAGGGAAAGAGAGCCUGGAGAAUUGCCCCCCAUACCUCCAGUCAUGAUUUUCACAGGAUGGGAAUGUGAACGUUGCUACCCUGGAUAUGGAAUCUACAUUGGCUUCAGAUGUAAAUAUGUCAUAGACAGAAAGUAUAGUAUUUUCAAUGUACCACCAUAUAGGAGUUGGUGGCAGUGCCAAGAUUGUCGGGACCAGAACUGCCCAGUCAACAAGUUCUUCGACUGUAGGUCAUGUAAACGAAAAUUCUGGCGCUAUUAAACAAGAAAUCUGUUGAUGAUCCUUCUGUUAAAAUAAAUUUAUUUGAAAUUGAAAAAAAAAAAAAAAA